Podospora pseudocomata is the source of this 1425-nucleotide messenger RNA. It is a transcript of the gene CHL4, whose product is annotated as chromosome loss-related protein. The record is from RefSeq and is a predicted model, not a curated record. NCBI's taxonomy places the organism in Eukaryota, Fungi, Ascomycota, Sordariomycetes, Sordariales, Podosporaceae. Gene Ontology annotation, biological process: chromosome segregation; CENP-A containing chromatin assembly. The coding region runs from base 1 to 1425 and encodes 474 amino acids. The transcript has a single exon.
AUGUCCCGAAUAUCGGUCCCUACCACAGCGCCUCUGCCCUCCUCUCUACGCGUCAACCCCUCCAGCACAACAGUCACCAAAAUUCUUAGCCGGCUCUCACGCGCUUCUCUCAUCUCUGUUGCCUUGGACUGGCUAGACGAGGACAACCUAUCUCUAGCCACCCCCUACCUCCGUCCAGACCAGGACGACGAUGAAGAAGAAGAUGACGGCGACUUCUACCCCCCUGCCUCAUCCCCGGAGGAGCUCCGGGAAGAGUACCUCUCCCUCCAGAAUCGUAAAGGCUCCAAAAGAGAUGUUCUAGACAGAAUCACCACAGGCGACUGGCGGCACGGGGUAUCGCUCUACCAGCUCGCCAUCGCAGACCUGCAAUACCUCUACGACCACCCAACCUCCCACAAAUGGUCAGCCUAUAACAUAGUCCCGCUGAAAGCACCAACAGAGGACGACGACGGCGAGGUGCAGCCGCUGGAAGCCGACAAAACAUCACUAACCAUACCAAGGUUUCACCCUUCGUUGUUUCUCAAAUCGCUCCAGGCUCAUAUCCUGCCUGAUAUCAAAGCACACUACAACCUCGACCGUCACAAGACGCUUCCCUUGCUGAUACUGAGGAUCUUUGUCAUCGACUCCCCCUACAACACCUCUUUGUCCCUAUUCUCCAAUGGCAACAUGGACACUGGCUCCAAGACGAUACUCAUCGCCUUCCCGGAUGGCUCACCAAAUAUUUUCAUUUCUAAACCCACCUCUACCGGCCCGACAGGGGCGUCAGAAUCGAAAUCGCUUAGGGCGCUGCUGGUGGAGGGGAUACCAAAGGCGCUGUCACUACCGAGGCAGAGGGUCACGCUGCAGAGUACUUCUUUGACGACAAGAAAUCUAGAGGGGUUGCUCAAUCGAAGGGGCGCGACGAGAGGCAAUGCGGCAGGUGGUGGGUGGAGUAUCUAUGCGGAUGAGAAGGUCAAAGAGUCCCCGUUGAGUACUGUUUUGCCUAGCCCACCGUUGAGCGAUGCAACAGAGGAGGAAGAACAAGGAAAUGGUGAUAAGAAGAGGAGGGAGAGACCGACGGUGGAGGAGAGGGUGAAUAAACGGGCCAAGCUGGUCGCGCAAGCUCGGUUUGGGGAUACGGCACGGGUAGGAGAUGGGAAGGGGGUGGAGAGGGUGGAUUUGGUUAUGGAGGAUCCUUUCGAGAUUGGGGGUGAUGAUGCUGAUAGGAUGGAUAUUGAAGGGGCGGAUGACGGGGAGGAAGCAUUCAGGCCAAAUGUGAGGUUGACGUUUCAUGGCAACCAUGUCUUUGCGGGAAUACGACAGUUGGUUGAAUGCGGGGUCAUAGAUGGGGAAAAGAUGCCGGGGUGGAUGACGGGUGAGGAGGGUGUCACCGUAGGGGCUGUGAGAAAUGGCAGGAUAAGAGGGCAUAAGGGCUCUGGACUGUAG